Molecule: messenger RNA, 1641 nt
Organism: Penicillium antarcticum
Lineage: Eukaryota; Fungi; Ascomycota; Eurotiomycetes; Eurotiales; Aspergillaceae
Exons: 9
Coding region: 1-1641 (546 amino acids)
Biological process (GO): amino acid transmembrane transport
Cellular component (GO): membrane
Molecular function (GO): L-amino acid transmembrane transporter activity
Source: RefSeq, a predicted model, not a curated record
AUGGAGAAGGGAAUUUUCAAAGAAUCGGUUACCUCGCCAGCCUCUCCUCAAUAUGACAGCAGCGACAGCGAUAGCUUUCAAUAUACCACCGAGGUAGGCGGUAAUACCUCGAAGGCGACAUACCAAGAAGCAUCGGGCGCCCCAGUCGAGGUCAAUUCCCCGUUGGGGUAUUCAGUUGGACCGGUGACUGUGAUCUUUCUCAAUUUGAGUAAGAUGAUUGGGACGGGUGUUUUUUCAACUCCAUCAAAUGUCCUGACAGGAGCCGGCUCCGUCGGGCUCUCGUUGUUGUACUGGGUUAUCGGAUAUCUGAUGGCGUCAAGCUCGCUAUCUGUUUAUAUGGAAUUUGCAUCUUGUUUCCCGAGUCGGUCGGGCUCUGAGGUCGUUUAUCUUGAACAGUCGUAUCCGAGACCGAAGUAUUUCUUUCCUACUGUUUUUGCAAUGCAGACUGUUUUGUUUUCGUUUAGUAGCAGUAAUGCUGUUGUUUUGGCGCAGUAUCUUUUUCAACUUGCGGAUGCUGAAUCUACACCUUGGAAAUUGAAGGGUGUUGCUGCGGCUUCGUAUACUGUUGCUGUACUAGUUCUUGCAUUCAACACGAGAUGGUCUCUCCGAAUUGCAAAUACCAUUGGUGUUGUGAAACUGAUCACAUUGAUAUUUAUCGGAAUCAGCGGGUUGGUCGUCCUCGGAGGUCACACCUCAGUACCAGAUCCAAAGGCAAACUUCAGAAACGCAUUCGAUGGAAGUGGUGCAGCUACAGUUUAUGGAACAACGAAUGCAUUGGUCAAAGUCAUGUUUUCAUAUGCAGGUUUUGAAAAUGCUUUCAACGUGGUCAACGAAGUUCGGAAUCCCACUAAAACCCUGCGAUGGAGCGCUCCAUUGUCCCUCGGGCUUACCGCGACUCUAUACAUUUUGGCCAACAUCGCAUACUUCAGUGCUGCAUCCAAGGAAGAGAUCCUUGAGUCGAAGGUUGUUGCUGCUGGUCUUUUCUUCGAAAAGGUGUUUGGUAGUAGUGGCGCGGCGACGGCAUUGAACUUUCUCAUUUGCCUUUCUGCAUUUGGGAAUCUACUUGCUGUUCUUAUUGGACAAUCUCGUAUGCUGAGAGAAUGUGGGAGACAAGGUGUUCUACCCUGGACCUCAUUCUGGACCUCAACCAGACCCUUCGGCACACCCCUCGGUCCAUACCUGGUAAAAUGGGGCUUCACAAUGCUCAUGAUUCUAGCACCACCAGCAGGUAAUGCCUUCAAUUUUAUUGUGGAUAUGGGAACAUACCCGGGCUCCAUAUUUUCCUUGAUCCUGGCCAUCGGACUAGUGAUUACUCGGCAGCGUCGUAAACGGCUAAAUCUGGGUGCCCCAGACUACCAGACUUGGCAUGUUACGGUUGGGUUCUCGAUCCUUUCUAAUUUGUACAUGGUCGCUAUGCCGUGGUACCCGCCUAGUACUGGGGCUAAGGGCGGUGAUGUGAGCUUCUGGUAUGCGACAUACUGUGCGGUUGCUAUUGGAAUUAUUGCGCUCUGUGGAGUUUACUAUUAUGUCUGGAUCCAACUUCUUCCGAGACUGCAAGGGUUUAAGUGGGAGCAGACGGUUCUCACGUUGGAUGAUGGUGCGACAGCCCAUAAGAUGGUGAAAGUGAAGAAAGAGAGUUGA